AUGGUUAACUAUAAUACUGGGUUUGCUUAUGGAUAAGGAGACUGUAGACAAGGCUAGCUUGGUACUGGAAGGAUAGUAAUUGAUUAUUUUCCUGCUGAAAUACCUCUUCCUUCAUUCGAAGGACAUCUAAAAUAAGUCAGUUAUGGUGAUAAUCACACGCUUUUUCUAACAGACUAAGGCGAAGUAUUUGCUUGUGGUAACAACUCUGUUGGCUAACUAGGAACUAGUUAAAUCGAGUAUGUUUGGGGCACAGCUUUCUUUGGAUAUUUUGAUGAACCAUAAUUUAUUUAGGCUGAUGGCAUUUUUUGGAAAGGAUUCACUUAAGAGAAUAAUUUUAUUUGA
This is a messenger RNA of Tetrahymena thermophila SB210, 342 nucleotides long. Its product is annotated as regulator of chromosome condensation (RCC1) protein. The transcript is spliced from 3 exons. Lineage: Eukaryota; Ciliophora; Oligohymenophorea; Hymenostomatida; Tetrahymenidae. The record is from RefSeq and is a predicted model, not a curated record.